Dermochelys coriacea (leatherback sea turtle) is the source of this 6316-nucleotide messenger RNA. RefSeq lists its product as uncharacterized. NCBI's taxonomy places the organism in Eukaryota, Metazoa, Chordata, Testudines, Dermochelyidae. Bases 4163 to 4975 code for a protein of 270 amino acids. The transcript is spliced from 3 exons. The record is from RefSeq and is a predicted model, not a curated record.
GGGCCUGGGCUAGACUGGCGGGGAGGAGCAGGGCCGGUGGGGGGCAGAGGUGGGUGUGUAAUUGGGGCUGGGGCCCUGCAGGGAGGCGGUUCCCGAGGAGGGGUCUCCUGGGGGCUGGGAGGGGAGGCUGGAGAUCAGCGUCCCGAGCGCUCAGACAUCCCGCGUCAGGCCCAGAACCCUCGUGAGAUCGGCUUCGGCAGCGCAGGAUUUUACACCACGAUUUCCUUCCGUCUGCGCGUUCCCCGACGCCGUCCCCAGGGCUGCGCCGGCUGCAGCUCCCAGGCGAAGCCGGACCUGCCAGUCGCUGCCCGGAGGAGCCGCCAGGCUCCCGCUCUGCCCCCGGUGCUGCAGGAAGGUCCCCAGGGUGCUGCUGCUACAGAGCAGGACGGCGUUUGCCUUUCUAGCUGUGUCCGCGCACCACCCGCACGGGGGAGCCACAGGCCUGGUCCCUCCGAGAACCCAUCGGUGCCCUCACCCCAUGGAGAGCCGUGUGGAGGAGGAGAGGGAUGGGGGGCUGCCUGACCCCCCCCCUCGGGCACCUGGCUGGGGGGUCUCUGUGUGGGGGUCUCUGGGAUUCAGACCAGGAGACGGAGAACAGGGAAAACCCCUCCAGCCGGGAUCCUUGGAAGCCCCGUGUAGACGGGCGGUGGCCAGUUCAGAGCGACCACCCGAGGGAACGUCUCACACAGACGAGGAGGAGCCAGGUCAGAGCAGCAGCGACACCGCUCGGCAGUGUCACCCCUGAGGCUCCCAAACCAACCUCGUCUUCCUCUCAGCGCGGCCUCGAUAGACGGGAUCCAGGAGGAACGGGUGCGCCCCUGAGAGACGGAGCAAGGGGGCUAAGAACCAGCCUGAGCCAGAGUUCAUUUCCUCUCCGGAGGUCGAUGGAGCACGGACGCCCCUGCUCAGGACACAGGAUGGGGGAGACGGAAAUCCUACGGCCCCUAACCAGGAGGAAGGACACAGCGCUCUGGAGACACCGCGAAGCAGCCCCCGCAUCCCUCAGAGCUCCUGCUGCGUCCCGUGCUCUGCUCAGCGGGACCGGCCGGCCUGUGUGAAUCCGGCCCCCUCACAUACAGUGAGUGCUUUGGUCUGGGGGCCCCAGAACGACUCCCCUGGCAGCAGCCGUCCGUUCUGACUCCCCUCUGGACGCCCUGCGGGGCUCAGCCGGAGCCGGGGCUGCAACGCAGUGACCUGUCGGCAUGUGCAGUGGGGUGCCGAAGGCAGCUGGCCAGGCCGUAGCGACCCCAACUCCCCUCCCAACACUUGGAUGAGGCCAGCUGGGGAAUCGGUGGGAAGGCAAUGGGCGGCAACUCAGAGAAAGCAAAGACGCCCCUGGCUCCUGCCAAGGCCCACAGAGGGGCUAUAAAUCCUGCUCCAAAUCCAGACCCUCUUUCCCAGCAUCCAGACCAGCCGUUCAGCAGGUGAGACAAUCCUGGCCACUGCAGGGAAAGUGUCUGCACCCGGAGGUGGCUGAUCUAGGGGGACACCCACAAGGCAGCCUCCCGUCCCAGACUCUGUGUGACUCGCCGCCAGAGCAGACUGGUCGGAGCAGUGCACAAGGGGUCGUUUCUCCAGUGUGCGGAUCCUUGUUCUCUAAUCCCCGCGCCAGGUGUGUUCUGCGCUGUCCAGAAAGCGUGGGCGCUGGUUCUGCCCAGAUUUGCCCCUUCUCCCUCUCCCCCGGUCCCUCAGGAGAGGGGGGCGCAGGUGGCUGUCCCUCAUCUCCUGCAGACGGGGGCCUUAGGACUAGUCCAGCCCCAGAGAGGGAACGGGGCCUGUACUCCAUCCUGUCCCUGCUCAAGGAGAAAUCGGGGCAAUAGGACCCUGCUCGGUCUGUAACGUCGCUGGGAGAGCCCCAGGAAGCCCCGAUUCAACACAGACGUUUAAGUCCCUCCCUGGCGGUGAUCAGCAAAGGGCUUGUCUGUGCUCCAUGGACCUGAGAGACGCAGCCCCCUGCCCACCCCUUUGGUCAGCGUCACCGCAGAGCUCGGUGUCACCUCUGCCUCCCAGCACAUCCGGUUCAGCUCCUCGCCCAUCGGCUUCGCCGCAGCCCCAGGGUACCUGCCAAGGGUUCGAUGUCGGGGUCACUGCCCUCAGACAGGAAGGGGUCACCUCUGGCCAUCCUCAGCGAUGCUCCAGCCAGAGGGUGAGCGGCACAAACCACUUCCCAGGUGCUCUGGAUCCUGGGACCGCAGGUUCGUUCUGCGCCGGGAAGAGAGACACCUGGGUCCCACGCCGCGGAGAGCUCACCUGGGGGUGGGAAUGACCCACAGUCUCACAGGGGUUAUUGCUCAGGAGAGAUGGGACAAUUCCCUGCUUUGCUCAGGACGGCCAGCAGCCAGCGAGAGGUCUCAGCCUGCCCCGGUGUCACUGCUGGGGGGGGUGUUGUGUGUGGACACACUGCGGUGACCGUGCUCACGAGAGCGCCCCAGUGGUUCCUGCUGUCCCUGCCCACUCACACCUUGGGGCGUCCGACCAGGAGAGUCCGGCUUCCCCGGAGCCUCAGCACCUCUCGUAUGGGGUUCAGCGCCCGUCGUUUCCCAUAGCUGGGCCGGAUAGGAGAGUGCUACAGGCAGUGCCAGGUGGGGGCAGGGGGCACUCGCGUGGAGAUGAGCUCAGUAUGGAGCAGGGGAGGGAGCCUGGCAUGAACUGGCUGCAGCGCAGGGGGAUUGGCUGCGGAUCCGGCCCUGUCCCCAGGGGUGAACAGCUCCCGACUCCGAACCGACACCACCGCAGUGCCCUGCGUCCGCGAACAGGGCGGGCCGAAGUGGUCACGCCAGCAGGAGCAAGCCGACCCUCUGAUGUCCUGUGUGGAGCGAAGCCCCCAGCGCGUCCGAGCUCGGCGCGGUCAAGGAAUGAGACCUGGCGGGCGACGCAGGGAAGAGCUGGCUCAGGCGCCAGGAGCCUGCACCCAGACGAUCCUGUUCCUAGUCAGGAAAUUUCCAGUCUCCCCGAGAGACCUGUUUGCCUCUGACCUAAGCUGCAGGGGUCCCUUCUUUCCCAGCUGAAAGAGGGGCCCAAGGGUUAUAGGCACAGAGGGCGUCUCCCGGGGUGAUCAGUUGGUCCCCUGUAUGGCUGCCCCCUGCCACCCAGAGCUAACGGUGAUCAGUUUAUGAAUGGGAUCAUGGCGGGGCUGCUUGUGACGGCAGGGACAGGACUCGAUGAUCCAGCAGGUCCCCUCGUCCCACGUCCUGUCUCUCCAGGGGCUGAGGAGGGAGAAGGCGCCGGUGAUAUCAGCAGCUCCCUAUUGGCCAAGAAGGCCCUGUUUCCCCGAUCUCAGCCUGGCUCAGUCUGACCCCCUUGUCCUCCUUUAGGACAGGAUGUGCUGUCCCAGGGACCGCUCUGUUCCCCAGAGCCAGCGCACCCCAGACUGACAGCCUGGCUUUCGAGCGGCCCCAUGUGAUGCUUACAUGGCGUCAUCUCUCUCCGCUGGCGUCCAGGAAACCUCCCACAGGGUCCGCCGGACCCAGAACCGGGGGCCGUCCAAGCUGGGCUGCAGGAGACGUAGCUUCUCUGCUUCUUCCCCAGCUCUAAUGCAGCUCUUGGAAUUGGGACCCAGGGCUUGGCAGUCUUAACGUCAUGUCAGGGGGCUGAUGUCUCUCCUUCUUACUCACAUCUCUCCCCAAGCAGGCAGAGUGUCCCUCAGGACGAUGUCCCAGUAUUUCCUCUCCAUCAAGGAGGCCUUCCUCGUAGCCCUCCUCUCCCCCCCGGGGGGUGUAGAAGUUCGGGGCCUUAUCCCUUUAGGAUCCGUCCUGCGCGUUCUUUGUUGAGGUGCGUUGCACACGUCCAUUCCCGUGUAGGUCUGUGUGCACCCGAGCACCGCGGCUGGAAUUUCCCCCCUAGUGGUACCCAUCGGGUCGGCUCUGGCACCCCCCGGUGCCGUGCGCUCACAGUGCAGGUAUAAGGGGCCCUGCCAAGCCCGUGCCCUUCAGUUUCUUCUUACCGCCCAUGGCGGCUGUUGGAACUUCCCUCCUGGCUUUGGCCAGUUUUUCUCGUGGUUUUCUCUGGUUUCAUCGUGUAUGUUGUUAGUUAGUUGGAAGUCGUUUUUAGUAAUGCGAGUGCUUGGACACCUGUCCCCUCGCUGGAGAGCCUGUCCACUCCCCGGGGCCGGGGUACGCCUCGCUCACUGGGCUUCAAGCCCUGCUCUUCCUGCGGUAAAUCCAUGCCAACGAGUGACCCGCACUUGAGCUGUCUCAGGCAUUUGGGGGCAGCUCAGAGGAAGGGUCGCUGUCAGAUCUGCAGGGAAUUCGAACCCCCACCUGACAGAUGGGGCAGCGGGACCGAAAGUUCUCCUGAUGGAGGCAGCAUGAAGGCCGGCAUCAGACCUGAGAUCGGACUUGGCACGGAGCAGCUCCGCUUCGGUGCAGAGCAUGGCUCCCGCCAGUCGGGGCUUGCGGCACCGCCCCCCUUCGCCGGUGCCCAAGGACAGGCACUGCGGGUACUGAGACAAGAGCUGCUCCCCGGUACCGAAAGGGGCCAGGCAAGGAGACCAGGACAGUGUGAGAGCUGCGCCAGGCUGCUCUCCCUUGCUGGCACCGCUGCAGCCGCCACUAAAGACACCCAUGCCGGCCACGUGUACCCCGCCAAGAGACAUGCCACCUUCCUCCAGGCAGUGUAUCAGACACUUCAUAUACCAUCCACCCCAGGGGCGUACGCGGCAGCUAGAGACCUGCUGAUGCUGCCAGUACCAGGGUCCCUGGAUGUCCUGGACCUGGCAUCGCCAGCACCAUCGGGUGGCAGAGAGUUCUCACCCGGCCGUAGAACCGCUCUCCAGGGGAAACCCCCUCGGGUCACUUCGCCCAGGGUGUCCGCACGGCACUGGGAGGGUGGGCACCGCCAUGGUCUCCUCGCUUCUCCACUCAGGCCUUCCCGGAUAUCUGGGCAGCAGAUAUCGUCGCUCGUCGCUCUUCCUCUACAUGCGGCGAUCAUGGAGCCCAUUGCAGCUCUGGCAUCACAAAGCCUCCCUCACGCCUAAGCGAACGGAGCGGGAAUAUUUUGUACCUCCCAAGAGCUGAGAAUUUAAUUCUCACACCCCUGCCCCACAGCCCAAACCAAAGGCAAAAGAUCCCCCAAAGUUGGCCUUGUUCAGGAGGAAAGCCUCCUCGCCGGGGGAUUGCAGCUCCCCAUAGCGACCCGGCAAGCCUGGCUGGGUCGCUGUGAUUUUAACAGAUGGGAAGCGGUGCAGAAAUGGCAGGACAUGCUCCCCCAGGGCGCCCGGCUGGAGGUCUCUGCCCUUGUGCAGGAAGGGAGAGCAGUGGCGUGGGCCUCCCUGCAGGCAGCCCUGGAUGUCGCGGGUUCUGUGGCCAGGUCAGUGGCCACGGCUGUCACCAUGUGCAGGAGCUCGUAGCUACAAUCUUCGGGAUUUCCACAGGAAGUGCAGCAGACGACCCAGGACCGUCCAUUCGAAGGUUCCUCACUCUGGUCAGAGCAGACAGACACCAGGCUGCAGGGCCUUACAGACUCGAAGGCAGUGCUGAAAUCCCUGGGUUUACACUGACCUGCACAAUCUGGAAGGUGCUAUAGGCCCCAGCAAUACGGGUGAUGCUAUUCUUCACCGCUGGUCGUGUCUGGGCGGAGGAGAAAGAACAAGGGGUUUGGGUGCAGGCCUCCUCUGCCCUCCUCUUCCACGGGGCCAUCACCUUCGGCUCCUCAUCAUUUCGGCACCUCGAAGCUCUCGUUUUGACAAGGCGCUCACGGAUGAUCUACAAGUCCCUGCACACCAGGACUCAGUCACCCCUGUAUUUUCCAACAGUCCUAUUUCCUCAGUGCCUGGAAACACAUUUACCUCGGAGCGCUGGGUCCCAAACACAGUGGAAUCCGGGUAUAGCCUCCAAUUUUUGUCUACCCACCCUCCCCGUCCCUCUUCAGGGACCCUUCUCACAAGCAUCGGUUGGAGCAGGAGGUACAAUCCCUCAUUCGGAUGGGAGUCGUGGAAGAGGUUCCACACCCGCUAAGGGGAAAGGGGCUUUAUGCCCGUUACUUCCUCAUUUCCAAAGCCAGGGGAGGUCUCAGACCGAUCCUAGACCUUCCUCGGCUCAAUCACUGUCUCAAAAAGUGGAAGUUCCGCAUGGUCUCCUUGGCUUCCAUCAUCCUGUGGCUGGAUCCAGAGGAUUGGUCUGCCGCCCUCGACUUGAAAGAUGCAUACUUCCUCAUAUCAAUUUUCCAAGGCCACACAAGGUGUCUAAGAUAUGCAGUAAACCAGACCCAUUACCAAUUUGCAGCCCUGCCAUUCGGUCUGUCGGUCGCCCUGGCAGUCUUCACCAAGUGUAUGGCAGUAGUAGGGGCCUUUCUGAGAAAUAAGUCCACGUUUUCCCAU